CGUCUCCAUACGACAUCGCGUAGUUUUACGUAAGGCAGGCGCUCCGGUUUCCUGGCGGAGAAGAUGGCGGCUCCUGGACCGGGGGAGUAUUUCAGCGUCGGGAGCCAUGUCUCUUGCCUCACCUGCUUGGGCCAACGUCUGCAAGGAGAAGUGGUCGCGUUUGACUACCAGUCUAAGAUGUUGACUCUGAAAUGUGCUUCUUCCAGCGGUAAGCCAAACCUCAACGACGUCAUCCUGAUCAACUUAGCCUAUGUUUCUGAUGUGGACAUAAUAAAUGACCGCACUGAGACUCCACCCCCACUAGCAUCACUGAAUGUUGGCAAGCUUGCCAAUCGAGCACGGACAGAAAAGGAGGACAAGCUGUCCCAAGCCUAUGCAAUCAGUGCUGGGGUUUCUGUGGAGGGCCAACAGCUAUUCCAGACUAUUCACAAAACCAUCAAAGACUGUAAAUGGCAGGAGAAGAACAUUAUUGUGAUGGACGACGUCAUAAUCUCACCGCCUUACCAGGUUGAGAACUGCAAAGGCAAAGAGGGAAGCGCUUUAAGUCAUGUACGCAAAAUAGUUGAGAAACAUUUUAGAGACGUGGAAAGUCAGAAGUCCAUGCAGCGUUCACAAGCACAGCAAACACAGAAGGACUCCACUUUAUCUUCUUGAGUUGGCAGUGUGGGUCGGCCGGGGAAGGCGACGCGGGUGGUUUUGUUCCCACUGCCAGACUAAGUCGGCAUUCCUUGUCCUCAGUCUGAGACCACAAGGAGGAGCGCUGAGGGCCCUGGAUCCAGAAGAUCAAAAUACCAUUAGAUAAAAAAAAAAGACAAAAAAGAAAGAGGAAAGAUUAAAUCUUAAAUUAGACUUUAUAAAGAAUAAUUUAAACAUGAACCAUAAAGCAACCAUAGUUUCCUUAACUAACUUGUCUCAUCCUGCCCCCACUCCUCCCCCCUGUCCCUGAAACCUUUUCUUUUUCCGCCCUCCUUCCUUUGCCUUCAGUUCCAUUUCAGAAAACUAGAGCAGUCAGAAAGGCUUGUUAGCUUUAUUUUCUGUUAUUGUUUCCUUUUUUGCUGUAUCCAUGUUCUACUGUCUGUAUUUUCUGUAUUUUAAACAAAAUGUGACUUGAAAUGCCACACUUUAAAGGACAUUUUCUAAAAUAAAAGUAACAAAAAUUC
This is a messenger RNA of Scatophagus argus, 1160 nucleotides long. RefSeq names its product LSM12 homolog b (gene lsm12b). The transcript has 5 exons. The coding region runs from base 64 to 654 and encodes 196 amino acids. The record is from RefSeq and is a predicted model, not a curated record. Gene Ontology annotation, molecular function: RNA binding. NCBI's taxonomy places the organism in Eukaryota, Metazoa, Chordata, Actinopteri, Scatophagidae.